AUGGCAGUCGUUGUUGAACAAACAAUUCCUUUCGCGAAGGAACAGCUCGAUGCUGAGAACACUACGAGGUGGAACUCACUAUAUCCUCUAAUCCGGCCUUCCAUCAAAGCAAUCAAGACUACAUCAGGUCAGACGGUGUUAGUGGACCAAACACUUGCCAAUGACAAAUUCGUCAGAGUUGUUGUGGUCGGAAAGGCUGGCAACUUCUCAAACAAGCUGCUCUCGGACAAGCACAUCACUGCUGUCGUUACCAGUAGCGAUAAUGGUAAUACACUCUCAGGCAGGGAGCUUGCCAAGGCAAUCGAUGAGGCUGGGCACCAGCAGCAAGCCGGUGUAGUCAUUCUCAAAUCGGGAAAGCAAAAGAAGUUGACAAGAGUCGAGAACCAGUUGGUAGAGGUUGGACUUGAGAGUGACUUGGAAGUAGAUCACUUGAUCCACCUUCUAGGUGCUUCCACAGAGUCUGCAAGAUCAUCCCUUGAUAGAACUGUCGAGAUCUUGAACGCCUACCUCGAAAACUCGACCACCGUGACAUCAACAUUUUCGACCGGAAAAAAGGAUGGUCGACCAGCCACAACGCUCGCCGAAGAAGACUCUCGUGGAUAUGAAGAAGCAAGACAUGCCAUCACAAAAGCACUCGAACAAGUCUUACAACCACAUCUCGAGCAGAAAAACGGCGUCACUCACUCAGUACAUUACUCAGAUGUCAACGGUCUGUCGCGCUUGGAGAACUACAUCCUUGGGUUGGAAAUUGCCACCUACCUCAGAGAAGCAGGUUUGUCGUACCGUUUGUCAACUUCAACGCUCUUGCAACAUGCAGAUCUUGCAAGAGGGUUCUCGAUAUCCGCCUGUCCAGUGUCCGAGCAACACCUCGAGGCUCAAUCUGAGCCGACGAACCCACUUGCUGAUGAAGCCACCGAAGGCAGCAGCCUGACCAAGGUCGACUCGCGGUUCAUGAAGUUCAACGACCACGCAGUCCGCAGCCGCAUCGAGGAUGGCUGUGAAGCAGUAAUCAAAGAAGAGGCAACCAUCACUCGUUAUGAUGAGAUUGUUGGCGACGGCGAUUGCGGCUACACUCUUCGCGAUGGUGCAAAACAAGUUCUUAAGUUCAUCGCAAACAAGGAUCUCUCCGAGCUGCCUCAGACACUGAGCGAGCUUGUGCGUGACCUCGAAGUCAAUAUGGGAGGCACAUCCGGAGCUCUGUACUGUAUCUUUUUGACCUCGCUGUCUUCCGCGCUGGCUUUGACGAAUACAGUAGCAGAGGCAUUGUCAGUUGCUCUUGACCAGUUGCUCAACUACACGCGAGCAAGACUCGGCGACAGAACCAUGUUGGACUGUCUGAUCCCGUUCGUGGAAGUACUAAAGUCGACUGGAAAUAUCGAGAGAGCUCUUGCGGAAGCAGAGAAAGGAGUGGAGAGUACAAAGAAUCUCGAGGCCAAGCUUGGAAGGAGUACGUAUCUCGACGAGAGUGCGACCAGAGGCGUGCCAGAUCCUGGUGCUUACGGCCUGCUUGUGUUGUUGAAGGGUAUGAGCGUGAGCGAGCAGUAG
Aureobasidium namibiae CBS 147.97 is the source of this 1545-nucleotide messenger RNA. RefSeq names its product Dak phosphatase. Gene Ontology annotation, cellular component: cytosol. Lineage: Eukaryota; Fungi; Ascomycota; Dothideomycetes; Dothideales; Saccotheciaceae. The transcript is spliced from 3 exons. The record is from RefSeq and is a predicted model, not a curated record. Gene Ontology annotation, molecular function: glycerone kinase activity. Gene Ontology annotation, biological process: glycerol catabolic process. Bases 1 to 1545 code for a protein of 514 amino acids.